Messenger RNA from Gekko japonicus, 787 nucleotides. RefSeq names its product lymphocyte antigen 96 (gene LY96). The transcript has 5 exons. The coding region runs from base 1 to 477 and encodes 158 amino acids. Gene Ontology annotation, biological process: innate immune response; detection of lipopolysaccharide; cellular response to lipopolysaccharide. NCBI's taxonomy places the organism in Eukaryota, Metazoa, Chordata, Lepidosauria, Squamata, Gekkonidae. Gene Ontology annotation, cellular component: lipopolysaccharide receptor complex. Gene Ontology annotation, molecular function: lipopolysaccharide binding; lipopolysaccharide immune receptor activity; Toll-like receptor 4 binding. The record is from RefSeq and is a predicted model, not a curated record.
AUGGAAAUACCCUCUAUCAUUUAUCUCAUUCUUUUGGCUUCUGGAUUUACUGCGGCACAAGAAAAACAAAUGCUUUGCAGGUCACCUAAUGUAGAACUCUCAUAUUCUUCCUGUGGUUCCAGCACUGAAACACUCGUCUUUGGAGUGGAGCCAUGUAAUCUUAAUGACUUUUCGAAGUGGAAGGGAACUCUAUUCUGGAUUCCAAAGAGAGAUUUAACCUUUCUCAGAACGAUAACAGCCCUGUGGUAUGAACGUAAGAAAGUCUUAGAAUGGAGAAAUGUUCUUUGCACUGGUGAAGAUGAUGAUUAUACAUUUUGUGGAGCACUAAAGGGAGAGACUGUCAACACAACUGUGGGACUCCGUAGUAGAAAAGCAAGCUAUCCAAUGGGAGAAUACAUCGCAAUCUUGAAAGGAUACUCUGGCCAUUCUGAAGCAGAUCUGUUUUUAUGUAUGAAUUUUACAUUAUUUCUUAAAUAGGAGCCUUCCUACAAUUUUGGAUAAGUUGUUCUUCUAAACCAUUUCAUUGCCCAAGAACUACUUUCCAAGACUCCAUGAAAUUCGAACAGUAGAAUCAACUGCUGCCGGGUUUUGUCUUUGCUGGUGGAAUUGUCUGAAAAAUAAAAAGUCUGUUCUUAUGUUAUCAUUGGAAAGUGAUUAAGUCCAUAUGACAUCUUUGUUGAAAUUUACACAGAGACAAACAUAUAUAUAAAUAAAUAAAAUAUGAUCAAAACAGAGGCAGGGUAAUGAAUGAAUGAAUGAUUUUCAGCAUUAUCUUUGUGCUAGCAAC